Messenger RNA from Periconia digitata, 318 nucleotides. Lineage: Eukaryota; Fungi; Ascomycota; Dothideomycetes; Pleosporales; Periconiaceae. The record is from the annotation of a GenBank genome assembly.
CCCCUGCCGUUUUCGUCGUGAGCUCUGAGCGCAUCAUUGAACACUUGCACGCCGCAUCAUCACCGGAUUCCCAGUAUGCCAGGCCGGACAAGACCUAUCGACAAAUUUGCUACAGCGGUAGCAAAAUGCUCCGCAGAGACAUCGGCAUAUGGAAAAUGUAUACUGGUGGAUUACAACAAUGUCAGCAAAGAUAAAUGCGUCACAGAAUUCAUGAGGCUGAAGGAUUGUUAUCUGGCAACAGCGAAGAAACGAUAACUGUGGCGAUGAUCUAGAACGCAAAUGUAUCAAAACAUGUUUAUAUAAACCGAACCACAAUUC